This is a messenger RNA of Betta splendens (Siamese fighting fish), 4017 nucleotides long. Its product is annotated as actin-binding protein WASF3. The record is from RefSeq and is a predicted model, not a curated record. Gene Ontology annotation, molecular function: Arp2/3 complex binding; protein kinase A regulatory subunit binding; actin binding. The transcript has 11 exons. Gene Ontology annotation, biological process: actin cytoskeleton organization; positive regulation of Arp2/3 complex-mediated actin nucleation. Gene Ontology annotation, cellular component: cytoskeleton. Lineage: Eukaryota; Metazoa; Chordata; Actinopteri; Anabantiformes; Osphronemidae. The coding region runs from base 852 to 2363 and encodes 503 amino acids.
CUUUACAAUAAAAGAGGAGGGGCAACAUAACGGUAAUUAAAUAAACUCAAUUUACUUUAUUUUUAUUUUUUUCUUUCGCCGAUGCAGCUGUGUUUCUUUUUCUAAAUUCUUCAUUUUCUGCAUUAAAAUCUCCAACUCCGCCGUUGAAAUACGCUGCCAUUAUAGUGUCGCUUCGGAUUUCCAUGGUGACUCGUGAAUUCGGCGAUCCAUUGACAAUGUCUUUCUAUAUACUGUACACGUCGUGCACGUGCGUUAACUCUGGGUUACCGACAGGAGGUAGAUUAACCUAACUCUUAUCAGGUAUUUUGGCACCCACAUACUCAGGGUAAGCAGGUUCUGGGUUAAUCAACCCAGAUUUCAGGGUGUAGCAGAAGGUUAAUCAACCCUGCUUUCUGGAACACACCCCAGGUUGACUUAGCUGCUGCUUCGUUCAGUCCAGCCAGGAUGUGUAUUUAUUCUGCUACCUUUGACUGACACUACUGAACAAUAUGAACUGAACCUACAGCCAGCGGCGCCCCCUGCCGGGGAGUUUAAUUGAUGACAUCUGUAGUACAACUACACGGUAGUGGUUCUUCACACACUUAUAUUCAUUCACGUAAUGGACAAUUAGGGGUUUAAGAUUACUGAACAGCCGACACAAACCGGGGAUAAACGAGCAGCCGACAGAGGCCGAGGAUAAACGAGCAGCCGACAGAAGCCGACGAUGACCGAGCAGCCGCAUCACCUCUCCUCAGUCAGCAUCCAUUCCCGGUGAGGUAACCGGAGCAUGAGUCCGCUGCGUGACGAAGGAGCUUAAGCAGAACAAACCGGAGUUUGAAUUGCAUCCUUUCCCAGCCUUCCCCAGGUCAAACAUGCCAUUGGUGAAGCGAAUAAUUGAACCCAGAUAUUUGUGUCGUGGCACUCUGCCUGAUGGGGUCGCCAGCGAGCUGGAGUGUGUCACCAACAGCACCUUGGCUGCUGUCAUCAAACAGCUCGGAGGACUCAGUCGCCACGCUGAGGACAUCUUUGGGGAGCUGUUCACAGAGGCCAACAGCUUCUACCUGAGAAUGAAUAGCCUGCAGGAGAGAGUGGACCUGCUGGCAGUGAAAGUCACACAGCUGGAUUCCACCGUGGAGGAAGUGUCUCUGCAGGACAUCAACAUGAGGAAGGCUUUCAGGAGCAGUACCAUCCAGGACCAGCAGGUGGUGUCAAGGAGCUCCAUCCUUAACCCAGUGCUGGAGAUGUACCAACGCUGUGACAAACCCCCACCUCUAAACAUCCUGACCCCCUACAGAGAUGAUAAGAAGGAUGGUUUAAAGUUCUACACUGACCCAUCUUACUUCUUCAACUUGUGGAAGGAAAAGAUGCUACAAGCCACAGAGAACAAGCGCAAAGAGAAACGACGCCAGAAGGAGCAGAAGCAUGGGGAGGAGUCUUCAGGGCGGGAGGUGAAGAAGGUCCGGAAAGCUCGUAACAGGCGACAGGAGUGGAACCUCAUGGCCUAUGACAAGGAGCUUCGGCCAGAUGCUCGAGUGACACCUUCACCGUACCACACAUCUGAUGGCUCCAUGUCCCCUGACAGGUUAGAUGACCUCUCCUUUUCCACCAGCCCCCGUAACCGUGAUGCCCAUUGCCAUGAUGGCAAGGAUCCUAUUGCCACAGCAACCAGUGGAACGGGUCAGACCCAGUCAUUGGAUCGCAGCCUCCGACCCACUGGAGCAUGUUCUGCUGUUGCCGUAGCAACACCCAGGCAAAACUCGCUUGGUCGCAACCAACUGCAUCAUCACCACCAUCCUCCUGCUCCUGGCUCAACCAAUCAGAACGGAGCACGAAACAGCAGUGCCAAGGAGACCAAGGACCAUCAGAUUCCUCCGGCCCCACCGCCGCCACCACCACCCCCUAUGAUGCCAUCAUCAGGGCAGAGGGCAUAUCCCAACAGCUCCAGCCACACCACUGCCAAAUCAACACCGCUGCAUCCUGCAUCUGCUCCUGGUAACCAAGGUGGUGUUGUCGCCCUCUCCCACCCUUACAGCCCCACUCCUCCACCUCCUCCUCCAUCCAACUACGUCCCCUCACCCUUGCGGCCUGUGGGCCAGGCCGCACCCUCGACGGUAGCCGUGCCCCCGUUGCCACCAGCAUCAGAUGGCAGGAAGCCUCCAGGCGGACUGAACAUGCCUAUGAACGAUGCCCGCAGCGACCUGCUGGCUGCCAUACGCAGAGGUAUCCAGCUGAGGAAGGUUCAGGAGCAGCGUGAACAGGAAGAGGCCAAGAAACGAGAGCCUGCAGGCAACGAUGUUGCCACCAUCCUGUCACGACGCAUCGCAGUCGAAUACAGUGAAUCAGAGGAGGAGUCCGAGCCAGAGGACCAGGAGUGGUCUGACUGAGACGGCACUGAGCCUCUGCUGUCGGUCCACUGGUCACCAUGAGGGAAGAUGUUCCACUCAGUGUUUGAGUGAUCUGUUUUCACUUUAGAGCAUUCUGACAGUGCAACAGCCACAUUCUCACUAUAUUCUAUCCGAAACUUCAUGAGCUUAAACCAGGGCCUCUAGAUACAGACUCCAGAUUUAAAUGCACCAUCAGAUUUCAUCAGUGUUCAGUGAGAGUUUGGAUUUGGUUUGCACACGGUGUAAAAGAGAGCCUUAAUAACUGUAGGUGAUUCUGUGAACAAUGAAUCAUGGUGUUAGGUGGAAUUUAAUGAUAUGACCUGAUUACAUGACAUAGUUUAGGAGUGUAAAGAUGUGUCCAGCCUGACACCGGUCGAAGUCUGAGACCCCAUCACACGCACUGGAAGGACACAGGUGUUCGCCAUCGAGUGGCAGCGCUAUUACGAUUGGUAGGAGCCUUAUUGAGACGAUAACAAACACCAUGAUCGCAUCAAGAUGUCUGCUUCCUUUGCUGUGAAACAGGGUUAAACUGAGGUCAUCAACAAUCGCUGUGAGCCAUGUUGCAAGUCACGACCUGUGAGACAGAGUGGCGGGCGACUGCAUGAAGCCUUCGUCUGUGAACUUGCACCAGCCUCCUUUCAUUAAUUUACAGAACGUUCACAUGGAUGCUGAGUUCAGCCAUUGAGUUACAACCCAGAUCCACAAUUAGUCUGGAGGCGACAUUCAGUUUCUGUCUAUAUUCAUGUGAACAUGUAUGUUGUUUAUCAUUAUGAGGUUACCAAGCAACAGAUGAAGGUUGUCUCUCCCCGACAGAACUGACCCAAGUUUCAGCUUGACAUGGAGAAAAUGCCUGAAGUGAUGUUUGUUCACAAACAUGUGAAGGUGAACGACAUGCGUCCAUUGCAGCUUCAGUGUUAUGACCAAAAGUUCUAUGCUGUCAGUCAGCAUCAACCGAAGAGGGUGGCGUUAAAAGGAAGGUGUGGUGGGCGUGACCUAGAUGACAUCACAGGUUUGAUUGACACCCGCUGGAGGUGUUUUUCAGUUUGACCUGUAUAAAAAUCCUGAAUCCACGUGUGUCACUCAUCUACACAACCACAGACAUGCGCAAAAGGCUGAUUCAGCUUCAAAAUCUGCGUCAGAGGAAAAAAGCGAAAGCUUUUUUUAUUUCCUUUUGAGAUGUUAAAAAACGCAGCAUUUUUGGAAGCGUUUAGUGAUAAAAAAAAAUUAAUAUGUAGGAAAUAUAUUUGAUUUGAGUUCAUCUUAUGGUACUAUGGUGAUGCAUUAAUAUUGCAUCAUAGAUUUGUAUUGGUUGUAUUGGACACAUUAACUGUGAUGUAUCUGACCCACAGCAUUCAGUUACUGAGGUUUUAUUUUGACGAGAACCUUUUGAUAUUUGCCGCCGGUUUCCCACAAUGCUAUGUUGUGGUAUAGUCUUCACAGGUGACAUAAUGUUCCCUGCGCUGCCUUCAGGUGCAGGUUGGUUGUAGAGGCUUUUUCAUUUUGUGGAUCUGUGCUGUGCUUUUGUGUGAUUAGCUGCAUGAUGGUGGAACAAAAACAUUUAAUGAAAUUUACUGCCAAUAAGAAAGUAUUACUGUGUACCGAGAAACAACCCAGGUACCAAAUAUAAAACCUCUAAGAAUUUGUUUUUAAUGAA